AUGGCAACUAAAGUGUUAUCGUCCCCUCCACACCCACAGCUAAACCCAAAUCCUCACAGUUAUCCAUCAUCUCGUCCUCUGAAAACACUCCAAGUCAAAGCCACGAGAGAUGUAACCCAGAAGCAGAAGCAGCCAUGGCGGCUGCUGAGUCAAGUUUCCUCAAGAACAAGAGCCAACAAGAAGAGACAGCUGCAGGUUGUUGGUGCCUUGAGCUCCUCCCUCCACGACUGCGAGUCUCUUGUUACUUCCUCUCUACUAGUCUUACUGCAGGAACCACCAUCAUCUUCAUCAUCAUCAUUGUUUGUGGUUGCUGCAGACAGCGUGGGUUAUUCCGUGGCCAGUUACUACACUUCCUUGGGUCUAUUCGUCCUCUCUGUUCCAGGCCUUUGGUCCCUCAUCAAACGUUCUGUUAAAUCCAAGGUUGUGCAGAAGACAUUUAUAGGCGAAGAGAAGAAGGCACCGAGUCAGGUCGCAGGUGAAAUUUUGUCAUUCUUCACUCGCAACAAUUUUGUGGUCACUGAUAGAGGAGAGACCAUCACGUUUGAAGGCAUGAUGGUUCCAAGUCGAGGCCAAGCUGCAUUGCUUACUUUCUGCACCUGCAUCAGCCUGGCAAGCGUAGCUCUUGUCCUUACAAUAACUGUUCCAGAUGUCGGCAAUAAUUGGUUUUGGAUCACCACCUUAAGUCCCUUGGCGGGAGCAUAUUACUGGAAACGGGCAUCCAGAAAGGAGCAGAUCAAGGUCAAAAUGAUGGUCAUAGAUGAUGACAGUGCACAGUCAGAGAUCAUCGUUCAAGGGGAUGACCAGCAAGUAGAGCAAAUGAGAAAGGAGCUUCAGCUCAGUGAGAAAGGCAUGGUGUAUGUUAAGGGCAUAUUCGAGAGAUAA
This is a messenger RNA of Prunus armeniaca (apricot), 882 nucleotides long. Lineage: Eukaryota; Viridiplantae; Streptophyta; Magnoliopsida; Rosales; Rosaceae. The record is from the annotation of a GenBank genome assembly.